Messenger RNA from Momordica charantia (bitter melon), 1779 nucleotides. It is a transcript of the gene ASP1, whose product is annotated as aspartate aminotransferase 1. Gene Ontology annotation, biological process: biosynthetic process; amino acid metabolic process. Gene Ontology annotation, cellular component: mitochondrion. Lineage: Eukaryota; Viridiplantae; Streptophyta; Magnoliopsida; Cucurbitales; Cucurbitaceae. The record is from RefSeq and is a predicted model, not a curated record. Gene Ontology annotation, molecular function: L-aspartate:2-oxoglutarate transaminase activity; pyridoxal phosphate binding.
AACGGGUGCGCAUUUCGAGGUUCUCAUGUCUAUUUAUUCAGUCGGAAUCGGAGCCGAGGACCACUUCCUUUCGCGCCUCCACAAAAUCUCCGCCACUUCUCCAUCUCCUCUCGCAUUUCCGUCGGAGUAAGCUGUAGAGUAGAGAGAGAUAGCAGUGCAGUAGCGUUCAUGGCGUUGCAAGCGGCGAUCUCGAGGAAGGUGUUAAGCCGCAGCUUGAGCUGCUUCGGUAUAGGAACUAGAUCCAUGUCUUCUUGGUGGAAGAGCGUGGAACCGGCUCCUAAAGAUCCGAUUCUCGGCGUUACUGAAGCUUUUCUUGCCGAUCCGAGUCCGAGCAAAGUCAAUGUUGGAGUCGGUGCAUAUCGAGAUGAUAACGGAAAGCCAGUGGUCCUGGAAUGUGUGAGAGAAGCUGAACGGAGGAUCGCAGGAAACCUGAACAUGGAGUAUCUUCCAAUGGGAGGGAGUAUAAAGAUGGUGGAAGAAACACUGAAGCUGGCUUAUGGAGAGAAUUCUGAUUUAAUCAAAGAUAAGAGGAUAGCAGCUGUACAAUCUCUCUCUGGAACUGGAGCAUGUCGUCUGUUUGCUGACUUUCAAAAGCGUUUCCUUCCCGACUCCCAAAUCUAUAUACCAGUCCCUACAUGGUCCAACCACCAUAACAUCUGGAGAGAUGCACAAGUUCCUCAAAGGACAUACCAUUACUACCAUCCAGAAUCUAGGGGAUUAGACUUUGCAGCAUUUAUGGAUGACAUUAGGAAUGCUCCAAAUGGCUCAUUCUUUCUACUUCACGCAUGUGCUCACAAUCCUACUGGAGUGGAUCCCUCGGAGGAACAAUGGAGAGAAAUAUCAUCCCAGUUCAAGGCAAAAGGUCAUUUUGCCUUUUUUGACAUGGCAUACCAAGGUUUUGCUAGUGGUGAUCCAGAAAGAGAUGCAAAGUCCAUCAGGAUCUUUCUCGAGGAUGGUCAUCUAAUUGGAAUUGCUCAGUCAUACGCUAAAAAUAUGGGACUCUAUGGCCAGAGAGUAGGAUGUCUUAGUGUACUCUGCGAAGAUGAAAAACAAGCAGUUGCUGUGAAAAGUCAGCUGCAGCAGCUUGCCCGACCCAUGUACAGUAAUCCACCUGUUCAUGGAGCACUAGUUGUUUCAAUCAUCCUUGGGGAUCCAGAUUUGAAGAAGUUAUGGCUGAAGGAAGUCAAGGUCAUGGCAGAUCGAAUCAUCGGUAUGCGAACUGCUCUACGAGAAAACCUUGAAAAGCUGGGAUCACCAUUAUCGUGGGAACAUAUAACUAAACAGAUUGGCAUGUUCUGUUACAGUGGAAUGAGCCCUGAACAGGUCGAUCGUUUGACCAAUGAAUAUCACAUCUACAUGACUCGAAAUGGCCGCAUAAGCAUGGCAGGUGUUACAACCGGGAAUGUACCGUAUCUGGCAAACGCUAUUCAUGAGGUGACAAAAUCUUCUUGAUUGCUACUUACAAAACUUCUAAUGAUACUACUGGAGAGUCUCUGCUUGGUGAAUAAAGGUAUUGUUACAAACUGUUAAAAAAUUUCUUCCAUCCUCCCUUUUACGAAUUAGGCAAGGAGCUACACUACACAGAUUAAAACAUUCAUUUUUGUCGUAAAUUUUUGUUCCCCUUUUUUCUCGAGCAUUUUUAGAGGAAUUGGAAUUUCAAGAUGUAAUUUAUCUUGUAUUCAUAAGUCAUGAAGUAUGACAUGUUUGCAUUGUCAAAUUUGUCUUAGGAUACAUUUUGUUUUCCAUUGCCAAAUAAUUCAUCAUUGAUCCAUUUGCUUU